UGUGGACCUUUUUUUAAAAUAGGAAAUGUCCUUUUCAGUUAAUUAUUAUAAACAGUGCUGUGAAGAUAAAAGGGACAAAUCAUGACCUUAUUUGGGCUCUUGAUCCCUGACAUGCAGGACCAGAUGCGAAAGAAGAAGGAAUGCGGUGAGGAACCGAAAGUGGAGGUGGACGAGAGCAGGGUUGGCUUAUGCUCAGUUCGGCUUGAAGUGAGAAUUUGCUGGGUAGGAGAAGAAGCUUGAAGUGCAUUCACCGGAAUCUAAAAUGAAGCUGGGCUAGGUCUACGUAAGUGGCCCCUUCCAGCAACUGCAGAGAAAUCGCUGCGGCCACGGUAACUGGGCUCUGGCCGUGAAGGCGGGAUCUCCGGCAGCCCCAGGGGGCGGAGGUGUGCAAGCAGACACCUGUGGGCGGGCAGGUGGCGGCGCGCAGCCAAUCGCCGCGCGAGCUCCUUAAGGCCGGCAGCGGCGGAAGCGCGUGGCAGCGCGUGGCCGCACGCACCCGGCGCCCAGGGCGGAGCUGCGUGGCCAUGGAUGUGGGCGCCGACGAGUUCGAGCAGAGUCUCCCUCUGCUGCAGGAGCUCGUCUUGGGCGCUGACUUCGUGGGUCUGGACAUAGAGUUCACGGGCCUUCGCUCUAACCUGUCGCGUCCCCAGCAGAUCAGUCUCUUUGACUUGCCCUCGGAGUGGUAUCUAAAAACCCGCCACAGUGUCCAGCAGUUCACAAUCUGUCAGAUUGGAUUGUCUGUGUUUUCCAGUAUUGAAGGAGAGUCAAACAAGUAUGUAGCCCAUUCGUGUAACUUCUUUCUCUUCCCGACGACAUUUGGGAUAUUGGAUUCAGAAUUCUCUUUCCAGGCUUCUAGUGUUCAGUUUUUGAAUCAAUAUGGCUUCGACUACAACAAGUUUCUCAAAAACGGGAUCCCGUAUAUGAAUGAAGAGCAGGAGAAGAAAAUUAAACACAACAUUCUGACUGGAAACUGGAAAGUUCGCAGUUCUCUGGAUAAAGACCAGAUCAAGGUGGUGAUCGAUGAGGUGACGCGGUGGCUGGACUUGGCAGAGGAGGGCGACUGGAUGACUCUCCCUGGUAUAACUGGCUUCCAGGCUUUUGAGGUCCAGCUGGUGCUGAGGCAGGCCCUCCCCGACAUCUGGACGGUCCCAAGAGACCAGGGGAUAAUAGUGAAAAAAGUGAGCAAACAGCAUCGGUGGUAUCUUGAGAACACCUCCUGUGAUCGAGCGAGCUGUUGGAAGGAGAAGAUUCUUCUCUCUGCCAGGGGUUUUUCAGUGUUUUUCCAGAUGCUGGUGAAAGCCCAAAAGCCCUUAGUGGGCCACAACAUGAUGAUGGACCUGCUGCAUCUCCACGAGAAGUUCUUCAGGCCACUCCCAGAAAGCUAUGAUCAGUUUAAGCUGAACAUCCACAGCCUGUUUCCUGUUCUCAUUGACACCAAGAACGUGACCAAGGAUAUCUGGAAGGAACUGAAUUUCCCAAGGGUUUCAAAUCUUUCAGAAGUUUAUGAGGUCCUAAACAGUGACUUGAAUCCUACCAGAAAUUCCGGGCCAGUGGUCAUUCACGCGAGCAAGUGUGAAAAAUACGUGGAGACCAAGUACCCCCACGAGGCCGCGUACGAUGCCUUCCUCUGUGGAUCAGUUCUUCUGAAAGUGGCCCACUUGCUCGCAUGGAGAGUACACGGUGCCAGCCCCAUGCCAGAGCCCUCCUUCCCUCUGUACCUCAACGUGCUGGCUCCCUAUGUGAACCAGGUGAAUCUGAUCCGAGCCGGGGUCCCUAAGAUUAAUUUCUCAGGUCCAGAUUGCCCCAGUAUCCGACCUCCCAUCCUCCUCCUCCAUGUCCGGAAGUGGCCGGGGGUCAGCGAGCAGCAGGUCUACCGUGAGUUUCAGAAUCUCUGCAAGUUCGAUGUGCGGCGACUCUCGCGGAGCCAGUUCCUGCUUUUGACCAAUAAGUUUAAGGAUGCUCGGAGCAUCCUGAAGGAGUACCGGGGCCACCCCACCCUGCAGGUGUCCCUGUACCGGUACUGGAGGCACUCCCCGAACAUCAGUUGCCUGUUGCAGGUCUGUGGCGUGGUCACCACCUGGGCCCUCCUGGCGCUUCUCCUCGGAAGACCUGGCCACUGAGGGCAGCCGGCAGCCCUUUCCCAUCACUGCACCUCCCUGGGACAGCCCUCCGUUUGGGCUUUUUGCGGGUUUUGUUUGGUUUGCAAGUAAAAUAGGAUUUACACAAUCUGUGGUCCUUAUGAGGAACUUUGUUUUGAAGGUGAAAUUCUGUAAUGAUUAUCAACGAUAAAGAAAUCCUUAGAUGUGGUACUUUUGUGGCCAGAACUUUUCUUUCUAUAAAUGGAGAGAUGUCCGCAUCUCUGGGAAUUUCUCUAGACCCCCGGAGGGUCUCACGUGCAGACAGACUAGUACGGGAGCUGGACAACAGGUGAACCAAAGGCUCUGUUAUUUCUGGGAGAGAAAUUCUUGGCCAUUAGGCCAUUUUCCAGACCUAAACCCCUACCAGCCUGAGUUUAGUAAAGAGGA
This is a messenger RNA of Lutra lutra (Eurasian river otter), 2525 nucleotides long. It is a transcript of the gene PNLDC1, whose product is annotated as PARN like ribonuclease domain containing exonuclease 1. The coding region runs from base 525 to 2120 and encodes 531 amino acids. Gene Ontology annotation, cellular component: endoplasmic reticulum; cytoplasm. Gene Ontology annotation, molecular function: poly(A)-specific ribonuclease activity; RNA binding. Gene Ontology annotation, biological process: nuclear-transcribed mRNA poly(A) tail shortening. The record is from RefSeq and is a predicted model, not a curated record. The transcript is spliced from 20 exons. NCBI's taxonomy places the organism in Eukaryota, Metazoa, Chordata, Mammalia, Carnivora, Mustelidae.